AGGGUCGUGCCUGUCGCCCUUAUCUGCGAGUUGUUUGGAAAGGAUUUACGAGACAGGAGAAGAGGGGACGUCCCAGCAACGAUCACGUGUGUCUCCAUCAAAACAGUCAUUGUUGGCGAGCGGCCAGGAGCUGUAUGGGGCACUGGCAGUAGUGACUGAUCUCCUCUCCAUGGCCCAUCGUCCCUCCGGCUCUGGCUCCUACACCGUGGUGAUCAUCCCCCUCAGGACCAACCUCUACAGCCUGGACGCCCUACGCUUCUACCUAUGGAUUAAGCGUAUGAAGGACCUAGAGAAGGAGAAGGACGCCCUGUGGUCCGGGCUGGAGAUCCUGGAGAAGACUCGUCUAUGGUACCUCCAGAGGCUGGAGGAGAACAAGGCCAGGCAGGACAGCAUCGAGGCCCAAAGUGGUGUCUGCUGCAGCCUGGAAGGGACAGCAGAGGCUCGUUCCUGCCUCCUCAGGUCUCUCAUCCAGCGGGUGAACGGCUCCCUGGGCUCAGUGAUGAGCGAGCCCAAUGUCACCAGCGGCAGCGUCCCUUCUCUACCUGAGGCGGUGGCAGACAGCGACCUCCGAUGGCACAACACAGUACUGACUCGGGAGGUGAGUGACAAGAAUCGGCGGAUCUCCAUGUUAGAGUUGGAGAAAGACGCUCUCCUCGAACAGCUGGAUGAGCUGCAGACCCACUGAUUGAUUACACGGUCGACACAACUUUGUAAAUAUGUAUUUAAAUGAAUAAAUGGCAGUAAAAGAUG
This is a messenger RNA of Acanthopagrus latus (yellowfin seabream), 750 nucleotides long. RefSeq names its product suppressor APC domain containing 1 (gene sapcd1). The transcript is spliced from 5 exons. Bases 170 to 685 code for a protein of 171 amino acids. NCBI's taxonomy places the organism in Eukaryota, Metazoa, Chordata, Actinopteri, Spariformes, Sparidae. The record is from RefSeq and is a predicted model, not a curated record.